Messenger RNA from Cebus imitator (Panamanian white-faced capuchin), 2407 nucleotides. Its product is annotated as DENN domain-containing protein 3-like. The record is from RefSeq and is a predicted model, not a curated record. Gene Ontology annotation, molecular function: protein binding. The transcript has 6 exons. Lineage: Eukaryota; Metazoa; Chordata; Mammalia; Primates; Cebidae. Bases 164 to 910 code for a protein of 248 amino acids. Gene Ontology annotation, biological process: regulation of Rab protein signal transduction. Gene Ontology annotation, cellular component: cytoplasmic vesicle.
GCUGCUCUUCUCUUUAGGGCAUCUUGACCCAGCCGAAAAAGUUGAAAAUGCUCACCCCAAGUUAUGGUGUGCUCUGAGCGAAGGCAAGGUGACAGUGUUCGAUGCUUCUUCCUGGACAGUCCACCAGCACUCCUUUAAAGUGGGCACCGCUAAGGUGAACUGCAUGGUGAUGGCAGACCAGAACCAGGUGUGGGUGGGCUCAGAGGACUCCGUCAUCUACAUCAUCAACGUCCACAGCAUGUCCUGCAACAAGCAGCUCACAGACCACCGCUCCAGCGUCAUGGACUUGAUCGUGCAGGAUGGACAGAAGGCUCCCAGCGAGGUGUACUCAUGCAGUGUGGACGGCACGGUGCUGGCGUGGAACGUGCGCACGCUGCGGGUGACCAGCCGCUUCCAGCUGCCAAGCGGCGGCCUCACGUCCAUCAGACUGCACGGCGACCGCCUGUGGUGCUGUACAGGUAGCAGCAUCAUGGUCGUGACAACGAAUGGCUUCCUUCGUCAAGAACUGAAGAUUGAGGAGAACUUCACAGACACCAGCACCUCCUUCCUGGCCUUCCAGCUCCUUCCCGAGCAGGAGCAGCUGUGGGUGGCAUGUGCAGGACGGAGUGAGGUUUAUAUCUGGAGCCUGAAGGACCUGGCCCAGCCCCCCGAGAGGGUGCCCCUGGAGGAGUGCUCUGAGAUCGUCUGCAUGAUCCGGGUGAAGAAGCAGGUCUGGGUGGGCAGCCGAGGGCUGUGGCAGGGAACACCCAAGGGGAAAAUCUACGUGAUUGAUGCUGAGAGCAAGACCGUGGAGAAGGAGCUGGUGGCGCACAUGGACACUGUGAGGACGCUGUGCUCGGCUGAGGACAGAUACGUGCUGAGCGGGUCGGGCAAGGACGAGGGGAAGAUCGCCAUCUGGAAAGGGGAAUAGACGUGGCAGAGCGUGCCAAGCAGAACCUUGCCGCCCCCUCGAGCCCGCCAGGAGCAGAAGCCCCGAGCGGUGGGGGGCAGGGCAGCCCAGACUCAGCGUGGAGCUUGCUUACCGUGUGGCCAGCCACGAGACCCAUGGCCAUGCAGCUUCUCAAUGGCCUUCGGGUCCUCUGGCUAAACUGCACCAAGAGUGUGUCCUGUUGGGGUGUGUCUCAGGCAGGCAGCUGCAUCUUGUUGGUGAUAACCUCUAUUGAGACGUUACUUUGUGUGUUGCCUGGAAAUUGCUGGAAAUCACCACCGUGGGCCGGCAUGGAGCCGGCAGCUUGGCUGAGUCACAGGUGACCUGUAGCUCUCACAUCUCUGGUUUUGCCUUUCCUUACCUCAAGCAUUCACUUACCCGGUCCUUACGCAUCACGGAGGAAUGCUGGGCUGGGCACAUGACGGUGAGCCCGGGGCCCUGGGGCCUCCAGCGAGGCCUGUGAGAAGGAAGAGUGGCUCAGAUAACAAAGGGUGUGUCUCCCAGCAGAGGAGGUGGAUAGGGCCUGCGCAGCUGGAGGUGUCCACAGUGGGAUCAGAUUUUGGGAGAGGGGUUGGGCCAGCUGAGGUAAGCUGUCUUUUUUCCUUUUCUUUUAAAUAAAUGCACAAUUUUUAUAAUAAUGCUAGAGACCUUUUUUCUGCCAAAGAUCGCAGACCAAAAAAAGUUCCAUCUAAAAUAUGCUCAGGAAACUACACAGAAUCUAAAGUAAAAUAGCAUCAUGCACGGUCUCGUAUUCCAGUGAAGAUGUCCCAGAUGGGCGUGUGGUUCAGCCCAUGUCUGUGCUGGAUGUGCAUGGGCAAGACGCUUCACUGAACUGAACAUCUCAGCUGUACACAAAGAUUUGCAAAAGAGACCUUUUGCACUUUUUUACUGUAAUGUUGAGAUUUCAUUACUUAGAUGUUCCGUGGAAGGUUCUGGUGUGGCUGUUGGAACUGGAGAGAGCAUAUCAGCACAUGCCGAGUGUGCGGGGGUGCCCCCCGAGCACCCAUCCACGGGCUGGGCCUUGGAGCCCUGGGUACUCAGGACACAGCCCCAGAGUUGGCACACCCCGAGUGUCUCUGGAGGUGUUUGCCAGGCUCCUGGAAUGGGCCACCUCCAGAAGCUCUGCAGUGUCUCCAAAUGGAAAGGCAGGCUGGCCUCUGGUUGGGUCUGCAUUUUGGAGAGUCCACACCACGGGCCAGCUUUUCCCCAGGCUAGGCUUUGCAUAGCCACUUACUUCUUGGGGCGUUCUGACAAUGUGGGAAGAGCAGAGCUUUGUGGCCUCAUCCUCCUGCAAGGCUGUGCCUCCGGUGGGGGCACGUUCCCAAUUUCUAGCAGGGGAGAGGUCGGAGUUUGCUUUUGUAAACACAUGAAUACUUAUACAUGUAUUUUUGACAGACUUUUAUCAUGUUAUUUAAUGCCAGUCCUCAGGUAACCUCAGGUAUCUUCAGCUUAUGGAUAAUAAAUUUUGUUUAUUAAACA